Messenger RNA from Sipha flava (yellow sugarcane aphid), 13702 nucleotides. RefSeq names its product dynein beta chain, ciliary (gene Dhc93AB). Gene Ontology annotation, biological process: microtubule-based movement. The transcript has 80 exons. Gene Ontology annotation, molecular function: minus-end-directed microtubule motor activity; dynein light intermediate chain binding; ATP binding. NCBI's taxonomy places the organism in Eukaryota, Metazoa, Arthropoda, Insecta, Hemiptera, Aphididae. Gene Ontology annotation, cellular component: dynein complex. Bases 50 to 13501 code for a protein of 4483 amino acids. The record is from RefSeq and is a predicted model, not a curated record.
AAAAUAUAAUCAUUACAUGCACAUUUAAUCAGUAAAUCAUCUACAUAUAAUGUCGGAAGGAAAUGAUAAUCCGCAAGAUCCACGGCCAGAAUUUUUCGGAAAUUAUAUUAUAAAAGCGUUGAAAGUGAAGUCAGAAAAAUGGUUUAGAUUAAUGGUAACAGAGGAACAAGGUUCAAAAGUUUACAAUUUUUUGGACAAUCAUGAAUGUAUUGUUCUAAUCAUAUUUCAGAACAUGGCAGCACAAUUAUUUGCAAUGGAUGGUUUUCCAGUUCCUUUAAAAACUAAAGCUAUAUAUUUUGUGAAAACUGCCAAGGUUGUUGUACCCAAAGAUAAUCCGAGUUCAGUACUCAUAAUUGGAGAUAUGGCUAGCAAACCAAUUGAACAAUUGGCGACUAUUGUUGAUGAUAUAUUUGUUCCCUUGCUUGCAAAUCCAGAAAACCACAAAAACUGGGCCACUGUUGUUUCGUUAGAUGUUAAAGAACAUGUACACAGUCUAAAAAGUACUGUUUAUCAAGUUAAAGGCCAAAUAAAUGGACAAACUAUUUUGCCAAUGCCUGUUGGUGUAGAACGUUUAGAAAAUAUUGAAAAGACAGUUAAGGAAAGCGAUGGAAAAAUAGUUGAUUUACAUUUUAAAUCGGCUGUUGAGGGAGUUAUAAUAAAAUGGGCAACGCAAAUAAUGGAAGUAUUAAGUACAGACUCUGUGUCAGCGUUUAAGAAUAAUCAACACUUAACUCCGUGGGCUGAAGUGGCAUUCUGGAAUAACCGGGUACAAAAUCUUGAAUAUAUUUUUGAACAAUUAAGAGAUCAGCGGAUAGUGAAGAUGACUACAAUCGUUAAAAUGACUAAUAGCGCUUAUUAUCCAUGUUUAAAGAAUAUUUAUGCAAAUGUAGUUUCUGCUCUGGAAGAAGCGAAAGAUAUUGUUCAUUAUUUAAAGCCAUUGCAAAAACAUUUUAAAUUAUUGGAAGAAACUGAUUUCGGUGAAAUAGCUUUAUGCUUAAAACCGUUGAUGCAUGUCGUAUGCUUAGUCUGGUCCAACUCUAAAUUUUAUUGCAGUUCUGGCAAGAUAAUUAUUCUUUUAAAACAGAUAUGUAAUUUAUUAAUAACACAGGCCGUUCGAUAUUUGGAUCCAUCAUCAAUAUUUCAAAGUGACAUUCAUGAAACUAAAUUUAGAGUUCGGCAUUGCAUAACAAUUUUUGAAAAUUUUAGAAAUAUAUUCAAUGAUUAUCGUCAAAAUUUACAUACGUAUUUCGAAAAUAAAUCAACUCCACUUUUGUGGACUUUUCAUCCGAAUAUUAUUUUUACUCGUACUGACUUGUUCAUUAGAAGAUUACAGAUCAUUGAAUGGUUUUUUGAUACGGUUGUUGAAUUUACGAAGCUCGAAAGGAUUGAAUUUAGUGGCCUAAAAGGUCGAAUACUCAGUUCUCGUAUAACUGAAAUAUAUUCAGAUUUCAACGAACAGUUUUCGUUAUUUUCAAGUAAAGCUUACGACGUUCUCGAACCAGAAGAUGAGCGCUUUGAAGUAGAUUACGAACAAUUUAAGGAAAGCAUAAAGGAUCUGGACCAUCGGUUAGCAUUUACGUUGAGUCAGGCAUUCGAUGAUUGUUCAAAUUUAGAUGGUGUUUUCAAGUUUAUCGAGAUUGUUGGGUUUGUAAUGGAUCGCUCUGGUAUAAAAGACAUGUUUGCAAAUAGCUAUGGUAGAAUUUUAAAUAUGUUGUCAAACGAAGUUGCAAUUUGUAAAAAUUUGUUUGAAAGUCAACAGAUAGCUAUUAAAAUGCAUGGUGUAGCGGAUAUAGAUGAUCUUAUGCCUCCAAUAGCAGGUUUUUUAAAAUGGUCAAAAUCUCUUAAAGCUAGAGUUGAACAUCCAAUACAAUGUUUUAAAAGUUUAGAUCACCCAAUUAUCAAGUCUAAAAAGGCCCAGUUUGUUAUAAAAGAGGUGGAUGAUAUGAUUAUUUCAUUAAAUAAACUUGAAAUUGAUUUAAUUGAAAACUGGAAAGUCAAUGUAGCAAAAAAAUGCGAAGAACUAUUAGAGUUGUCGUUAUUUACUCGUAAAUCUAAGUGUAAUGAAUUACAGCUUAAUUUCCAUCCAGAGUUAGUUGCUAUACUAAGAGAAGUCCAUUAUUUUCGUUCAUAUGAGCUAAAUGAUAUACCUAUUGAAGCAUUACAUUUUCACGAAAGAGAAGAUACAUUUCGAAUAUAUUGUAUUAAUCUUAAUAACACAAAAGAAUAUUACAACAAAUUAAGAAAUAAUAGCCGAGAAAUCGAGUUUCAGUUGGUCCAAGAAGAGAUUGAACAAAUCGACGAAUUGAUUAAAAAAGGCGAAUAUUCUUUAAAUUGGAAUUCCGAAGGUCUGAAUGAAUAUAUUGGAAGUGUUCAAGACCUUGUAUAUAAGUUAUACCGUAGAGUGCAAAAAACCCAAGAAAAUAUAAAACGAAUGCGAUCAUCAAUAUCCUCGUGGGCUAGACUACCCGUAUUAUGUCGAAAAGACAAUAAAAAGGAUACACUUUUGGCAAUGGACGAUCGUACAGAACGAUUUACUAAAAGGCGAAAAGAAAUCGAAAAAGCUGCUGCGGAUAUUCAUAAACUUCUUCAAGAGAAUUGUGUUUUAUUUGGUAUGCAGGAUCAAACAAAUGUUGAGCAGUGGCAAAAUUAUGUGACUUUUAUCGAUUCUAUUGUCGCAGAUGCAUUACUUAAUGCUAUAGGAUGCAGCUUAUGUUACAUAUCAGAGAACAUGAUUCCUAGUGUAUCGACUGCUCCACUACUCGAAGCUUGUCUUGAAUUACAUGAACCUGAUUUAGUUUUUACGCCUUCAUUAGAUUCAAACGUCGAAGGGAAUUUUUGUUCAAUUAUUCAAGGGGUAAUCGAAGAAAUAAUUGAACUUUCUAAGCUAAUGCCACGGAUAAGUGAUAAAAAUGGGGCUAACGAUUACUAUGACGAAAUGAAUUCCAAUCCAGAUAUUUGUGAUAUGAAAGAAGAUAUUAUGAAUACGGUAACUCGGGUGAUAGCAGAGGCAAACAAUUAUUGUAUACAUUUUGAGAACUAUUCUUAUUUGUGGUUGGAUGAUCGAGAACUAUAUAUGCAACAUUUCUUACGAUACGGACAUCCACUCUCAAUAGAAGAAUAUGAAAAUAUGUCAUUAGAUGACACGUAUGCACCUCCUAUUAUGAGCCCUACCAUGGAUCAGUUUAAAGAGCAGAUUGACAAUUUUGAAAGUCUUUAUUGUGAAAUUGAACAAUUAAAAUCAGUCCAAGUAUUCGAUUCGUGGUUUCAAGUAGACAUGAGACCUUUUAAACAAGCAUUAUUGAAUACUGUUUGCAAAUGGAGUCAUAUGUUUAAACAGCAUUUAAUGGACAACGUAACUAAUAGUCUUUUUGAUUUGGCUAAGUUCAUACAAGAUGCAGAUGGAGGUUUAAUGCAACCAGUAGUAGAGGGUGAUUAUGAAGUUCUUGUCAGUGUUAUGGGCUAUUUAUAUAAUGUAAAAGAGAGACAAGCUACUACAGAUGAAAUGUUUCAACCAUUAACAGAUACAAUACAAUUAUUGAAAUAUUAUGACAUGGAACUUUCAGAAGAAGUCAACGUUUUGUUACAGGAACUUCCUGAACUUUGGAACAACACUUGUAAAUUGGCAAUUAAUAUCAAACAACAAGUAGCUCCUUUACAAGCAAUUGAAGUAAAUAAUAUACGAAACAGAAUUUUACAUUUUGACAGUAGAAUUAAUUAUUUUAGAGAAAUUUUCAAAAAAGAUAAAAUAUUUAGAUAUGAUUGUCCAUGUCCAUAUUUUGUAUUAAAUGAUGCCAACUCUAAGAUAAUGUAUUUUGAGAUGAGUAUGGCUCAAAUACAAGAGUCAGCCUCAUUAUUUGAAGUAAAUGUCCCGGAAUUUAAACUUCUUAAACAGUGCAGAAAAGAGUUAAAGUUGUUGAAACAACUAUGGGACUAUAUUCAUUUAGUUCAUUCAUGUAUAAAUGAUUGGAAAACCACACCUUGGCGUAAGGUGGAUGUUGAAAAUAUGGAUAUUGAAUGUAAAAAGUUUGCAAAAGAAAUCAGAGCGCUAGACAAAGAAAUGAGGUCAUGGGAUACUUAUACGUGUUUAGAAGCUACUGUUAAGAAUAUGGUAACUUCUCUAAGAGCUGUUGGUGAAUUACAAAAUCCAGCAAUCCGUGAGCGUCACUGGAAACAGCUUAUGAGUUCAACAAAAACUUUAGCUGAUUUACCUGAAGAGUAUGAUGUGAAGUUUGUUAUGGAUCAAGGAACAACUUUAGCCGAAUUGUUAGCGUUAAACUUGCAUGAAUGCGAAGAUGAUGUUAAAACUAUUGUGGAUAAAGCAGUAAAAGAAAUGUCUAUGGAAAAAAUGCUACGUGAACUCCAAACUACUUGGGCUGCAAUGGAAUUUUAUCAAGAAACGCAUAACCGUACAGGAUGCAGUCUUUUAAGAGCAAGUGAAAAAUUAAUUGAAACUCUUGAAGAAAACCAAGUACAACUCCAGAACUUAAUGACUUCAAAGUUUGUCGCAUUUUUUUUGGAAGAAGUUUCUAGUUGGCAACAAAAAUUGAGUAUAGCUGAUCAAGUUAUUAACUCAUGGUUUGAGGUCCAGCGCACAUGGAUGCAUUUAGAAUCUAUAUUUAUGAGUUCAGAUGAUAUUCGUAAACAAUUACCAGAAGAUUCUGAAAGAUUUUUUCGAAUCGAUUCAGAAUUUAAAGAGUUAAUGGCAAAUAUGUCGAAAACACCGAAAGUGAUCGAAGCUACAAAUAAACCAGGUUUAAUCAAACAUUUAGAUGAUCUUCACGACCAUUUGACGUUAUGCGAAAAGGCCCUAGCAGAAUAUUUAGAAACAAAACGCUUAGCAUUUCCAAGAUUUUAUUUUGUUUCUGCAGCUGAUCUUUUAGAUAUUCUUUCCAAUGGAAAUAAUCCAGAUCUUGUAGUCAGACAUAUGAUUAAAUUAUUCGACUCAAUAGCAUCACUUGAAUUUAUUGAUUCGAAAACAACUGAAAAAAAAGUAGCUGCGGGAAUGCACGCCAAGGAUGGCGAAUACGUAAAAUUCAAUGAAAACUGUGACUGUACUGGACCAGUCGAAAAAUGGCUCAACAAAAUUCAAUCGAUGAUGCGUAAAACAAUUAGGCACAACUUUUUAGAAAGCACCUUGUCCUAUGAAGAAAAACCUAGAGAGCAAUGGUUGUUUGAUUUUCCUGCUCAAGUGUCAUUAUGUGGUACUCAAAUUUGGUGGACUACAGAAGUAAACAUUGCAUUUGCUAGGCUUGAAGAAGGCUAUGAAAAUGCUUUGAAAGAUUAUCAAAGAAAACAAAUUCUUCAACUUAAUACACUGAUAACAUUAUUAUUGGGAGAGUUAACCAGACAAGACCGACAGAAAAUCAUGACGAUUUGUACAAUUGAUGUUCAUUCUAGAGAUGUUGUUGGUAGAUUAAUACAAUCUAAAAUUGAAAAUGUAUUAGCUUUUCAGUGGCAAUCACAACUAAGACAUAGAUGGGAUGAAAAGGAAAAAGACUGUUUUGCUAAUAUUUGUGAUGCUCAAUUUCGCUAUAGUCAUGAAUAUUUAGGUAAUACACCGCGUUUGGUAAUCACACCUUUAACUGACAGAUGUUAUAUAACCUUAACACAAUCAUUGCACUUGGUAAUGGGUGGAGGUCCAGCCGGGCCUGCGGGAACUGGUAAAACAGAAACAACUAAAGAUCUUGGACGUGCUCUCGGUGUUAUGGUUUAUGUUUUCAAUUGUUCUGAACAAAUGGACUAUAAGUCUUGCGGUAAUAUUUAUAAAGGAUUGGCUCAAACUGGAGCCUGGGGUUGUUUUGAUGAGUUUAACAGGAUAUCUGUCGAAGUAUUAUCAGUAGUUGCUGUCCAAGUGAAAUCAAUUCAGGAUGCGAUUCGAGAAAAAGCAAUUACAUUUAAUUUCAUGGGUGAACAAAUAAGUUUAAUCUCCUCUGUUGGAAUUUUCAUCACAAUGAAUCCCGGUUACGCUGGUAGAACAGAAUUGCCGGAAAAUUUAAAAGCUUUAUUUAGACCAUGUGCUAUGGUGGUACCAGAUUUCGAGUUGAUCUGUGAAAUAAUGUUGGUGGCUGAAGGGUUCCAAGAAGCAAAAAUUCUGGCAAGGAAAUUUAUAACAUUGUAUACAUUAUGCAAAGAACUUCUCUCCAAGCAAGACCAUUACGAUUGGGGUUUAAGAGCCAUAAAGUCUGUGCUAGUUGUUGCUGGUUCUUUGAAAAGAGGUGAUCCUGGACGGGUUGAAGAGGAAGUGUUAAUGAGAGCUUUAAGAGAUUUUAAUAUACCGAAAAUUAUAAGUGACGACGUCCCAGUUUUUAUGGGUCUCAUUGGGGAUUUAUUUCCUUCGUUGGAUGUACCUCGUAAAAGAGAUCAAGAUUUUGAAAAAACUGUAAAACAAGCAGCUGUCGAUUUGUUGUUGCAACCCGAAGAAAAUUUUAUACUUAAAGUUGUACAGUUGGAAGAACUUUUGGAAGUCCGACAUUCCGUGUUUGUAGUAGGAAACGCGGGUACUGGAAAAACUGAGGUUUGGAAAACGUUAUUUAGAACUUAUCAAAAUAUGAAACGAAAGCCAAUUUACAAUGAUUUAAAUCCGAAAGCAGUCACUAAUGAUGAAUUAUUUGGUGUCAUUAAUCCAGCAACUCGUGAAUGGAAAGAUGGUCUGUUUUCUGUUAUAAUGAGAGAGCAAGCGAACAUUCCGAAUAGUUUCCCAAAAUGGAUACUGUUGGAUGGAGAUAUUGAUCCGAUGUGGAUCGAAUCACUAAAUACCGUGAUGGACGACAAUAAGGUCUUAACGUUAGCCAGUAAUGAACGUAUUGCCCUAACGCCUUCGAUGAGACUUAUUUUUGAGAUUUCUAACUUACGCACCGCAACGCCAGCUACUGUAUCACGAGCAGGCAUUUUAUAUUUGAAUCCACAGGACUUGGGAUGGAAUCCAUAUGUAACGAGUUGGAUUGAGACCAGAGAAUGCGGAGGGGAAAAAGGUAACCUCGUGAUUUUAUUCGAUAAAUACAUACCAUCGUGUUUGGAAAAUAUCCGCAACAGAUUUAAGAAAAUCAUACCAAUUACGGAGAUGUCACAUAUACAAAUGUUAUGUCAUCUGCUUGAAUGUAUUUUAGUACCAGUCAAUACACCGGCAGAUUGUCCAAAAGAAUGGUACGAACUGUACUUUACUUUUGCGUGCAUAUGGUCAUUCGGAGCGGCAAUAUAUCAAGAACAGGUUGUUGAUUAUAAAGUAGAAUUUUCUAAAUGGUGGGUUGCUGAAUUCAAAACUAUAAAAUAUCCAACUCAAGGUACUGUGUUUGAUUAUUUCAUCGAUAACGAAACCAAGGAAUUUCUACCGUGGUCGCAUAUUAUUCCAAAAUUUGAAUUGGACUCGGAUAUGCCUUUGCAAAACGCAUUGGUCCAUACGCCAGAAUCAAUAAGAACAAGAUACUUUGUUGACUUACUUAUGGAUAAUAAACAUCCUGUUAUGUUAGUUGGAAGUGCAGGUUGUGGUAAAACAGUGUUGAUGAAUGAAAAGUUAACUAGUCUUUCGGAUAGUUACGCCGUUGCUAAUAUACCGUUUAACUUUUAUACAACCUCAGAGAUGCUACAAAAAAUAUUGGAAAAACCACUGGAAAAAAAAGCUGGAAGAAAUUAUGGACCACCGGGAAAUAAAACUCUUGUUUACUUUUUGGAUGAUAUGAAUAUGCCAGAAGUAGAUUGUUAUGGCACUGUACAACCACACACUUUAAUUCGGCAGCAUUUGGAUUAUGGACAUUGGUAUGAUAGAACCAAAUUGUCAUUAAAAGAUAUCCAUAAUUGUCAGUACGUCUCUUGUAUGAAUCCGACCGCAGGGAGUUUCACAAUUAAUCCUCGACUACAACGACAUUUUUGUGUUAUUGCUGUGAGUUUUCCAGGAUCAGAGUCAUUAACGUUGAUUUAUUCUUCAAUUUUAAAUCAACAUUUUGGGAAUUUUGAGUUUCGAAUUCCACAGGCAGCUUCAAAAUUAGCUGAUAAUGUAAUCGAAGCUACAUUGUGGUUACACAAUAAAGUUAAUUCGGUUUUUCUACCUACUGCUACGAAAUUCCAUUAUAUAUUCAAUUUGAGAGAUUUAUCAAAUGUUUUUCAAGGUCUGCUUUUUAGUACUGGAGAAUGUCUAAACUGCGGAUCAGAUCUUAUGCGUUUGUGGAUGCACGAAUGUCAAAGAGUAUACUCAGAUAAACUAGUUGAUGAUAAAGAUUCAGAUGCAUUCACUAAAAUACAAACUGAUGCAUUGAAAAAGUUCUUUGAUGAAAUCGAUGAAUGUGCAGUUUUUGAAAAACCAAAUAUAUAUUGUCAUUUCGCCCAAGGUAUUGGCGAACCUAAAUACUCAUCUGUAAGGAAUUGGACUAAUCUUACGAAAUUACUGGAAGAAGCUUUAAAUUUAUAUAAUGAUUUAGUUGCUGCUAUGAACUUGGUUCUAUUCGAAGAUGCAAUGAUGCAUAUAUGCAGAAUAAAUCGAAUAUUGGAGUCACCACGAGGCAGCUGUUUGUUAGUUGGGGUUGGAGGCAGCGGGAAACAAUGUUUAGCUCGUUUAGCAGCAUUUAUUUCAAGUUUAGAAGUAGCACAAAUACAAUUGCGUAAAGGUUAUGGGCUUUUGGAUCUUAAGAUGGAACUGUCUAGUCUGUAUUUGAAGUCAGGAUUAAAAAAUGUUGGUAUCGUAUUUUUAAUGACCGACGCUCAAGUACCAUCGGAAUCAUUUUUAGUUUUGAUCAAUGAUAUGCUCUCAACGGGUGAAAUUCCAGAAUUGUUUCCUGAUGAUGAAGUUGAAAAUAUUAUAGCUGGCGUUCGAAAUGAAGUUAAAGGUGCCGGACAAAUAGAUACGCGUGAAAAUUGUUGGAAAUUUUUCAUUGAUCGAGUAAGACGACAGUUGAAAAUUGUUAUAUGCUUCUCUCCAGUUGGAUCGGUCUUACGAGUUCGUUCCAGAAAAUUCCCUGCAUUAGUCAAUUGUACUUCUAUUAAUUGGUUUCAUGAGUGGCCCCAACAAGCACUCAUGUCUGUAUCCAAUCAGUUUUUAUCAGAACUCGAAGUUCUUCCAGAAAAUUUUAGAGAAUCUGUCGCCAAGUUUAUGGGUUAUGCACACACGCAGGUGAACAUCAUAUCUCGAGUUUAUUUGCAAAGCGAUCGCCGAUAUAAUUACACAACACCGAAGUCAUUUUUAGAACAAAUAUCCCUAUAUUCAAAAUUGCUUAGACGAAAGUCUGCAGAAUUAGCUGGUAAAAUAGAACGCCUAGAAAAUGGAUUAGAAAAACUAAAAAGUACUGCUAAUCAAGUGGACAAUUUAAAAGAAAAAUUGGCGAUUCAAGAAAUUGAAUUGAAAAUUAAAAAUGACGCAGCAGACAAACUUAUUCAAAUUGUUGGAAUUGAAACAGAUAAAGUAUCAAAAGAAAAAUCAUUCGCUGACGACGAGGAAAAAAAAGUAGGUUCAAUAGCAGAAGAAGUAAAAAAAAAGCAACGCGAUUGUGAAGAAGACCUUGUAAAGGCCGAACCAGCUUUGCUCGCUGCACAAGAAGCUUUAAAUACAUUAAAUAAAUCAAACUUAACAGAGUUGAAAUCAUUUGGAUCACCCCCUGGCGUUGUUACAAACGUAACAGCUGCUGUUAUGGUGUUAUUGGCACAAAAUGGUAAAAUACCCAAAGACCGUAGUUGGAAAGCUGCCAAAAUUAUGAUGGCUAAAGUCGAUAGUUUUCUUGAUCAACUCAUAUCUUAUGACAAAGAAAAUAUUCACCCCGAAGUCACUAAGGCUAUUAAACCAUACCUUAAAGAUCCUGAGUUUGAACCAGAAUUUGUUAAGUCAAAAUCAGCUGCGGCUGCUGGUCUGUGUGCUUGGGUAAUCAAUAUUAUAAAAUUUUACGAGGUAUACUGUGAUGUGGAGCCUAAGCGAUUAGCUCUAGCUCAAGCCAACAUGGAACUAGCUCAAGCCCAAGAAAAGUUAGCUAUAAUAAAGAAAAAAGUCGCCUCUUUAGAAGAACAACUUUCUAAGUUAACGGCAGAUUUUGAACAGGCUACGUCUGAAAAACUUCACUGUCAACAAGAAGCGGAUGCUACUAAUAAGACUAUCGAAUUAGCAAACAGACUGAUUGGAGGAUUAGGUUCAGAAAAUGUUCGUUGGGCCGAAGCUGUAGCUUGUUUUAUGCAACAAAGUACCACUUUGCCAGGAGAUGUUCUACUAAUCACCGCAUUCAUAUCAUAUGUUGGAUGCUUCACAAAACAUUAUAGACAAGAACUGUUACAUAAAAUAUGGACUCCUUUCGUGAAAACUUUAGACCCUCCUGUGCCAAUCACAGAAGGUUUAGAUCCUUUGACCUUAUUAACUGAUGACACACAAGUAGCAAUUUGGAAUAACGAAGGAUUACCUAGUGAUCGUAUGUCAACAGAAAAUGCAACUAUUUUAUCUAACUCUGAUCGCUGGCCAUUAAUGAUCGAUCCACAAUUGCAAGGUGUUAAAUGGAUUAAACAGAAAUAUGGAGAAAAUUUAAUAGUACUGCGUUUAGGACAAAAAGGAUCGAUGGAUGAAUUAGAAAAGAGUAUCAUUACUGGAAAAAUAGUAUUACUUGAAAAUAUUGAAGAAAAUUUAGAUCCUGUUUUAGAUCCUUUACUAGGUCGUAAUCUUAUUAAAAAAAGGAAAGUAACUAUUAAAAUGGGAGACAAAGAGGUUGAAUAUAAUCAAGAGUUUCGUCUGUUGCUUCAUACCAAACUAGCUAACCCGCAUUAUAAACCUGAAAUGCAAGCUCAAACAACUCUGAUUAACUUUACUGUCACCAGGGAUGGUUUAGAAGAUCAGCUACUUGCUGAAGUCGUAAAAGCCGAACGACCUGAUUUAGAACAACUUAAAGCGGAAUUAACUAAACAACAAAAUGACUUUAAAAUUAUGUUAAAAAAAUUAGAAGAUGAUUUACUAUCACGAUUGUCUUCAGCUGGAGAUAAUAUACUGAGCGAUACAGCCUUGGUAGAAAACUUGGAAACUACAAAACGAACUGCCGCAGAGAUACAACAAAAAGUAGCUGAGGCAAAAAUUACAUCAGAAAAAAUUGACGAAGCCAGAGAACAUUAUAGGCCAGCAGCUGCAAGGGCUAGUUUGUUAUACUUUAUACUCAAUGAACUUAAUACAAUAAAUCUGGUUUACCAAUUUUCAUUAAAGGCAUUCAGUGUGGUGUUCAAUAACGCAAUCGAAAAAUCAAUCCCAGCCGAAAGUGUAUCAUUACGAGUGAACAAUUUGAUUGAUUGUAUUACUUAUUUCGUAUUUGUGUAUACUUCAAGAGGGCUUUUCGAGUGUGAUAAGCUUAUAUUUGCAUCACAAAUGACAUUCCAAAUAUUAUUAAUGAGCGAAGAGAUAGCUCCACAAGAGUUGGAUUUCUUUUUAAGAUUCCCAACAGCUCAACAUAUAAGUAGUCCGGUAGAAUUUUUGUCAAAUUCUAGUUGGUCUGGUGUUCGCAGUUUGUCAACUAAAGAUGAAUUCAGGAAUUUAGACCGUGAUAUUGAAACAUCAUCUAAAAGAUGGAAAAAAUUUAUUGAAUCAGACUGUCCAGAACGUGAGAAAUUCCCUCAGGAAUGGAAAAACAAAGUAUCAUUACAUAGACUUAUGAUGAUGCGAGCAUUAAGACCAGAUCGAAUGACUUAUGCCAUGUCGGUAUUCAUUGAAGAAAAACUCGGUUCAAAGUAUGUAGAAGGUAGAAGUGUUGAUUUUGCCAAGUCAUUUGAAGAAACUAGUCCAACAACACCAAUUUUCUUUAUUCUUUCUCCAGGAGUGAACCCAUUAAAAGAUGUCGAAGAUUUGGGGCACAAACUUGGAAUUUCAACAGCAUUAAACAAUUUUCACAAUGUCUCAUUAGGUCAAGGUCAAGAAGUUGUAGCUGAAAUUGCUAUGGAAAUUGCUGCUAAAAAUGGUCAUUGGGUUGUUCUUCAAAAUAUACAUUUGGUUAAGAAAUGGCUACCGACACUCGAAAAGAAAAUGGAAUUACUCGGAGAAACAGCUCAUCCGAAUUAUCGGCUGUUCUUAAGUGCUGAACCAGCAGCCACAGCAUCUGCACACAUUAUUCCACAAGGUAUUUUAGAAUCAUGUAUAAAAAUUACGAAUGAGCCUCCGACGGGCAUGCAAGCGAACUUGCAUAAAGCGCUGGAAAAUUUUAACCAAGAAACGUUGGAAAUGUCGUCAAAAGAAGCAGAGUUUAAAGCAAUUCUAUUUUCACUCUGUUACUUCCACGCCGUAGUUGCAGAGCGUAGGAAAUUCGGCGCGCAAGGGUGGAAUAAGAUUUAUCCAUUUAAUGUCGGUGAUUUGAAUAUCAGUGUAAGCGUCCUGUUCAACUACCUAGAGGCUAAUAAUAAAGUACCGUGGGAGGAUCUACGAUAUUUAUUCGGUGAAAUCAUGUACGGUGGUCACAUAACAGAUGAUUGGGAUAGAAGAUUGUGCAUAUCCUAUUUAGAGGAAUUGAUGCAGCCAGACUUGGUCGACGGAGAUCUUCACUUAGCUCCAGGGUUUCCCGCACCUCCAAAUACGGACUAUCAAGGAUAUCACACAUAUAUAGAUGAAGUUUUACCUGCAGAGAGUCCGGUUUUAUAUGGUUUGCAUCCAAACGCAGAAAUCGGCUUUAUGAGUACAACUUCCGAGAAUUUAUUUCGAACUGUAUUUGAAAUGCAACCUCGGGAAGCCGGUGCCAUUGGAGGUACAAAUGUCACAAGAGAAGACAAAGUAAAACAAAUCGUUGAUGAAACAUUAGAAAAGUUACCCGAAGAAUUCAACAUACUCGAAAUGAUGGGCAAAGUAGAAGAAAGGACACCCUAUGUGAUUGUUGCGUUUCAAGAAUGUCAACGGAUGAAUUUCCUUACUAGUGAAAUGAAGCGGUCUCUGAAAGAACUUGAACUCGGACUUAAGGGAGAAUUGACUAUUACUUCGGACAUGGAAGACUUGGAAACCGCCUUGUUUUUAGAUCAAAUUCCAUCGGUAUGGAUGAAUCGAGCUUAUCCGUCUCUCCUUGGACUCGGGGCGUGGUUUUCUGACCUUUUGUUGCGAAUUAGAGAGUUAGAAACGUGGACCACUGAUUUUGUCGUUCCCACGUCAGUCUGGCUGUCUGGUUUUUUUAAUCCGCAAUCUUUUUUGACGGCGAUCAUGCAAAGUACUGCGAGAAAACACGAAUUACCUCUCGACAAAAUGUGUCUACAAUGUGAUGUUACGAAAAAACAAAAGGAAGAAUUCAGUGGAGCUGCCAGAGAUGGAGCAUAUAUUCAUGGACUUUUUAUGGAAGGUGCCAGAUGGGAUAUAUUGCAAGGAGUUAUAAUGGAAUCGAAACUAAAAGAACUAUUUCCUGAAAUGCCCGUUAUUAAUGUUCGGGCCAUUACACAAGACAAACAAGAUUCACGGAAUGUUUAUGAAUGUCCAGUGUACAAAACGCGAACACGAGGUCCGACUUAUGUGUGGACAUUUAGUCUUAAAAGUAAAGACAAAUCAUCAAAAUGGACAUUGGCUGGCGUUGCACUUCUAUUACAAAUAUAAUUAAGUUUUAGAUUUUUUAGAUAUCUGCAAUUACAUUAGAAAUGUAAUAAUAAUACUAUAUUAUCAGUGGUGGUUAUAACUGACUUUUAAGGAGGGGGGGGGGCGGAAAUUAUAAAAAUCAUAGGACAAUAAUGAGUCGUUGGAGGGCCCAUAAUUUUUCCCCAAUAUUUUGAAAUAAUACAAAUAUUUCAAAUAGAACAA